Molecule: messenger RNA, 1882 nt
Organism: Drosophila miranda
Lineage: Eukaryota; Metazoa; Arthropoda; Insecta; Diptera; Drosophilidae
Product: protein GDAP2 homolog
Exons: 13
Coding region: 155-1780 (541 amino acids)
Source: RefSeq, a predicted model, not a curated record
AGCAAGUGGAUAGCAGAGUUGGCAAAAGAGAAAGAGAAACUCGAGAGAACGGGAAACGUAGCGCGACAAAGCAAUAAAAGAGUGUUCCGAGCCCCGUAUCUGCUGUUGGAGCUCGAGUUUGAUUCAUUGAUUAACGAAAAGAAGAGUGAGCGCAAUGCGUCUCGACACGAACUCAAAUGUGGACUUCAAAGCAUUCGAAUCCAGCUCCAGCUCCAGUUCAUGUCUCGUCAAGUUGGACAACUUGGCCACCUGGGGUGGCUCGCAGAAAACAGACACUCGGCUGCCAAUCACGGACUACUCGACGCUGGGCGGACCCCGGCACAAUCGCAGUCCCUUUCCCCUGUCCAAAGAUGUCAAUAAUCGUCUGGUGAUCUGGGAUGGCGACAUGACCACUCUGGAUGUGGACGCUAUCACAAACACCAGCGAUGAAACUCUGACUGAAAGCAAUAUCAUAUCGGAGCGCAUACUCGCCGUCGCUGGCAAGUUGAGGGAAGAGUUGAGCACAAACGUCAAAGAAUGCCGCACUGGGGAUGUGCGCAUCACGCGUGGAUACAAUCUGCCCGCCAAGUAUGUGCUGCAUACAGUGGCGCCCACCUACAGGGAAAAGUUUAAGACCGCCGCCGAGAAUACGCUGCACUGUUGCUACAGAAACGUUCUGUGCAAGGCCAAGGAACUGAACCUGCACACCAUCGCCCUGUGCAACAUCAGUGUCCACCAGAAGAGCUUUCCAUCGGAUGUGGCCGCACACAUUGCCCUGCGCACCAUCCGACGUUACCUGGACAAGUGCACCCUUCAGGUUGUGAUAUUAUGUGUGAACAGCAACGAGCGCGGGACCUACGAGGUGCUGGCCCCGCUCUACUUCCCCCGCGACCAGCUGGAAGAGCGCAGCGCCCUGUGGCAGCUACCCAAGGACAUUGGCGGCGAGUUCGGCGAGCCGCAGCACCCCGAUCCCGACCGCCAGAUCCGCAUUAUUCGCAAUCCCCAGCACAGUGUGCACAUGCGUCACGGCCACACCGACGACGAUUCCGACGUUAGUCCGCACGAUAUGGAGGGCAACAGCUCGGACCUGGAGUACGGAGCCAAGGACAUGAACGGACUCAGUCCGAACUCCUACAGCAGUGGACUUCAGACCCAGCUUCAGCGCGAUCUGGACAGACAACAUUUGCUUAGUGAUCGUCCGCGGUCCGGAGUCUAUGAGAAUGUCAUAUCCGAGGGCGUCGAGGGGAUCGAGCACCAGGAGAGAUACGAGCGUCUCCUGCGUCGCGCUCAGGUCGAGGACUUGACGGAGGUCUCGGGCAUUGGCUGUCUGUAUCAGAGCGGUGUAGACCGCUUAGGUCGCCCUGUGAUUGUGUUCUGCGGCAAGUGGUUCCCCGCCCAUAACAUUGACCUGGAGAAGGCGCUGCUGUAUCUGAUAAAGCUACUGGAUCCCAUCGUUAAAGGAGACUAUGUUAUUUCCUACUUCCACACACUGACAUCCACGAAUAACUAUCCAUCGCUGCACUGGCUGCGUGAGGUCUACAGUGUGCUGCCCUACAAAUACAAGAAGAACCUGAAGGCCUUCUACAUAGUGCAUCCGACAUUCUGGACCAAAAUGAUGACCUGGUGGUUCACCACGUUCAUGGCGCCCGCCAUCAAGGCCAAAGUGCAUUCUCUGCCUGGAGUCGAGCAUCUGUACUCGGCCAUCACAAAGGAUCAGCUGGAAAUACCCGCCUACAUAACCGAAUACGACAUGGCGACCAAUGGCCUGCAUUACUUAAAUCCUAUGCCGACUGCCUCGUAGAUGGCGGCCAUUGUGGCUGUCUAAGGACAGCGCAGCCGCCAUAGCAUAUACAUACAUAUAUAUAGUGACAUAUCCAUAAUUCCCCACAUCCCAUACACAUUA